Molecule: messenger RNA, 1675 nt
Organism: Coregonus clupeaformis (lake whitefish)
Lineage: Eukaryota; Metazoa; Chordata; Actinopteri; Salmoniformes; Salmonidae
Product: ras-related protein Rab-25
Exons: 6
Coding region: 1-624 (207 amino acids)
Biological process (GO): exocytosis
Cellular component (GO): recycling endosome
Molecular function (GO): GTP binding; GTPase activity
Source: RefSeq, a predicted model, not a curated record
AUGAACUACAACUUUGUCUUCAAAGUGGUUCUGAUUGGUGAGUCUGGUGUUGGGAAGAGCAACCUGCUGUCACGCUUCACCAAGAAUCAGUUUAACCAUGACAGCCGCACCACCAUCGGAGUGGAAUUCAGCACCCGCACUGUUCAGCUGGAUACCUUCACCAUCAAGGCUCAGAUCUGGGACACGGCAGGGCUGGAGAGAUACAGAGCCAUCACUUCAGCGUACUACAGAGGGGCAGUGGGGGCUCUGCUGGUGUAUGACAUCACCAAGCACCUGACCUAUGAGAGUGUGGAGCGUUGGCUGAAGGAGCUGUACGAUCACGCUGACCCUCACAUCCUGGUCAUGCUGGUGGGCAACAAGAGUGACCUGGAGACCCUGAGGACCGUGCCCACCGAGGAGGCCAAGGACUUCGCAGAAAAGAAGGGGCUCUUGUUUAUGGAGACGUCAGCUCUGGAUUCUACCAACGUUGAAGCUGCUUUCCAGGAAGUUCUCACAGCGAUCCACAAGAAGGUGGCCAGUCGAGAGGUGACCCACGGGUCCAUCAGUGCCGUGACCCUGUCCAAUACUACUGGAACGGCUAGCGAAGUCCAGGAGGAACGCAGGACCUGCUGCAAGAACCUCUGACCGGUUCUGACUGAUUCUGACCAGCUCUGACUGGUUCUGAUGGUUCUUUCAGGUAUUAAAGAGAAUCUUCCUACUCGGCCCUCAUUCAGAAUUAAGGGAAUCUAUGUUGAUGACUACAGGAGGCAUAGCCACAGGAAGUAGGGGUGCUGAGGGUGCUGCAGCACCCCCUAAAAAUUGUUUUGUAGUGCACUGGGCCUUUGCUAGUCCUGUAUUAGCGGACCAAUAUAAAUUAUGCCCCCCCGUCCCCCAAUCUGCAAAAAAAUCGCAGCACCCCAACCACCGAACAUCUUCCCACAGCUAUGACAGGAGGGCUGUCCAAACCAAAGACCAGGCCACAUCUACACUUUGUCAAUAAGUACACUAUUGGUGUCACCUAUAUUCUUCCUGUUCGGCUAAAGGUUGCAGACCACUGAAAAUAUUUGUGUGGAAUGUUUUUUUUUUAAUGCUUGUUAAACUUGAGCAAAUUAUUAUCUGCCAAAUAAGUCUUGUUGAGGUCUAUUUGAAAGGAGGAACUGCGUUCUUUUUGGAUAUUCAUCAUGUUCAUGUAUUGUUUGUAACCAAGAUGAAAAAAUGGUAUGAGGUUUUGUGUUGACUAAAUUGGAACACUUGUAAAGGUUUUAACUUAAGUUCAUGAAGAGUGUGAGAGUAUGGCUCGGAGACUGGUUGGAGACCAAGUAGAAAAGCAACUUGAUUCAUGAAUUUGAAAUAUUGACGUCUGAUAUUGCAACAACUAUGCACUGUAUCUAACCUUUUAUAGACAUGUAUUUUAUGACAAACUUAUAUCAUGAAUCUUUUUGAUAGAAAAUUGCUUAAAGAUUGCGGAGUUCAUUCACUAUUACUUUGCUAUUCUCCUGCAGAGGGCAGUGCUGUUUUAAAUAGAUCUAUGGUGCCUCCAAAUACAGAGUUUAAAGUGAUGUCUCCAUAUCAGAUCUGCUAUUGAUAUCUAACUUUACGUCACACAUAUUUAUACAGUAGUUUAUGAAACACACACACAGGAUUUUCAAUCUUAUAAUAAAACGGCCCUAAAUGGAUGGCAUCAUCUACAAUUCAA